AUGCACAAGACUACAUAUAACAGCUCAAAUUUCAAAGUCCUUAAUGGGAGUGCCUCCUAUUUCAGGGAACGUGGAAUAGAAGUCAAGAUUCAGUCCGGAGGCUUUGAAGACAUUGUUAUUGCUAUUAAUCCAACGAUACCUGAAGAUGACAAAAUUGUUACCAACAUAAAGGAUAUGGUUAAAGAAGCAUCCAAUUAUCUCAUCAGUGCUGCAGAACGAAGAUUUUACUUUAAGUCUGUAAAAAUUAUAAUUCCAUUGACAUGGACAUCAAAACCAGAGUAUAAAAGAGUAAUAAGAGAAUCCUACGAAAAAGCUGACAUCAUAGUAGCUAAUCCUUACGUGAAAUCUGGAGAUGAUCCCUACACCCUGCAGUAUGGAGGUUGUGGGGUACCAGGAAGAUACAUUCAUUUCACGCCAAAAUUUCUGACAAAUGACAAUUUGCAUGAUGUUUAUGGAUCUCGAGGUAGAGUCUUUGUCCAUGAGUGGGCUCAUCUCAGAUGGGGUGUCUUUGAUGAAUAUAAUUAUGAUGCUCCUUUCUAUGUUACCAACGAAAAGAAAGUUGAGGCAACAAGAUGUUCAGCUAGUGUCACUGGUGUUUAUAUAUUUCCAACUGGACCAGGAAACUACAGAGACUGCACAUUCCUGGAGGACACUCAGAUGUAUGAACUGGGAUGUCAAUUUGUACCACAUAAAACCCAAAGCACUCCAGUGUCGAUAAUGUAUAUGCAAAGUCUACCUUCUGUUACUCUGUUCUGUAAUGAAAGUAAUCAUAAUAUGGAAGCACCAAACCUGCAAAACAAAAUCUGCAGCUAUAAGAGUACGUGGGAAGUAAUCAUGAAUUCCACUGACUUCGCCUCUUCAUCUAUAAUAAAUACUCCUCUACCUGACCCUACUUUCACCCUGAUGCAAGCACGCGACAGAGUUGUCUGUUUGGUGCUUGAUGUUUCGGGAAGCAUGAGAGAUUAUGAUCGCAUUGCUCGUCUCAGGCAAGCUGCAGAAGUGUUCGUCCUACAAAUCAUUGAAACUGGUUCCUGGGUUGGAAUUGUAACGUUUCACAGCAGUGCCAGCACUACGAUUGGCUUGCAACAGAUUGUCAGUGACAAAAUACGGCAGAAUCUUGUGAAUAAUUUGCCUAUCACAGCUAAUGGAGGGACUAAUAUUUGUGCUGGAGUGCGCCAAGGAUUUAAGGUGAUUAGUUCAAAAGAUGGAAAUACUGAAGGGGGUGAAAUUGUGCUCUUGACAGAUGGAGAAGAUUCAGGAAUAGGAUCUUGCUUUAGUGAAGUUAAAAUUAGUGGAUCAAUAAUUCACACCAUUGCUUUGGGGCCAAGUGCUGCAAAAGAGCUAGAAAUGCUGUCAACCAUGACAGGGGGAUUAAAAUUAGCUGCUUUUGAUAGUUUGGAUCCCAAUGGCCUCAUUGAUUCUUUCAGUGGAAUUUCAUCAGAAAAUGGAGAUAUUUUUCAUCAGUCAAUUCAGAUUGAAAGUAAAAGUCAGAAAGUUGAUGCCGGCAAUUUUCUUAAUGGUAUUGUAUCCAUCGAUCACACUGUAGGAAAUGACACUUUUUUUGUACUUACAUGGAGUGUAGCCCAUCCUAAACCUGGAAUUCUUCUGACGGAUCCAAAAGGAAAAAGAUAUAAUCUUAAUGAUUUUGAAGUUGACAAUACCAAUCUCAAAACUGCUCGACUUAAGAUUAAUGGGACUGCCAAGGCAGGAGACUGGACUUAUGCAAUUUAUAAUGCACACUCAGUGGCUCAAGUGCUAUCAAUCACUGUAACUUCUCGAGCAGCAUCUCUAUCGAAACCUCCAGUAACUGUGAAGUCCUACAUAAGCAGUGAUGCAAAUGCUUUUCCCAAUCCAAUAAUUAUUUAUGCAGAAGUCAGUCAAGGACUUUUGCCAGUACUUGGUGCAAAAGUUACAGCCACAAUUGAAUCAAAUACUGCAAUUGAGGAUCUAGAGCUUUUGGAUAAAGGUUCUGGUGCAGAUAUUAUCAAGAACGAUGGAAUCUACUCAAGAUACUUCACAUCAUUCAAAGACGAUGGUAGAUACAGCAUAAAGGUGCAUGUCCAAGGGGGAGAUAGGACCAGCCGACAAACUCGCCAAAGGAAUCACGCUCUAUAUGUGCCAGGCUAUGUCGACAAUGGUGAAAUAAAAAUGAAUGCACCAAGACCAGAAGCUAGUGACAAUGAUACCCAAACAAACCUUGGAAAAUUCAGCAGAAUUGCUUCAGGAGGUUCUUUUGUAAUGUCAGGAGUUCCUGUAAAUCCUGCUCCUGGAAACUCUUCAGAUUUCUUUCCUCCAUCUCGAAUCACUGACCUUGACGCAAAACUCAAUGAUGAGGAUGAAUUCCUUUUGUCAUGGACUGCUCCUGGAAAUGAUUAUGAUAAAGGAAAAGCUGAAAAAUAUGAAAUAAAAAUGAGUGAAAAUCCUGUGGAAUUAAGAGAUACUUUUCAAAGUGCUGCUUCUGUCAACACAUCCAAUUUGAAACCUGAUGUUGCUGGGGCCAGACAGUCAUUUCAGCAUAAGAUGGAAAAUUUCAAAAAAGAAAAUGGCACCGCAGUUUACUUUGCCAUUCGUGCCAAUGAUGGCACCAAUUUUGGGGAAGUAUCUAAUAUAGCAAGAGCAGUUGUAGUUCUUCCUUCACUGGUCCCUACUCCUCCCACACCAACCAAUCCUUCUAGCUCUGCUCCUCCCACGGCUCCUUAUAAUAUAACAACCACUUCUAGUGUGACAGCUCCCAAUGAUGGAAUGCAUGUGAUAAAUAUUGUGCCUCUAAUUCUUAUCAUAGUAUGCAUUACUCUAAUUAUUAUUUGUGCUUGUAUAUGUAUAACUAUUUGUGUUUUACAUAAGCAAAAAAAGGCAAAUCCUGAAACUGCAAUGUAAGAAGAAGUAAGAAUUCAGAACU
This is a messenger RNA of Protobothrops mucrosquamatus (brown spotted pit viper), 2899 nucleotides long. RefSeq names its product calcium-activated chloride channel regulator 1. Bases 1 to 2877 code for a protein of 958 amino acids. The transcript is spliced from 16 exons. Gene Ontology annotation, molecular function: protein binding; intracellularly calcium-gated chloride channel activity. Gene Ontology annotation, biological process: chloride transport. NCBI's taxonomy places the organism in Eukaryota, Metazoa, Chordata, Lepidosauria, Squamata, Viperidae. The record is from RefSeq and is a predicted model, not a curated record.